Anopheles moucheti is the source of this 1958-nucleotide messenger RNA. RefSeq lists its product as uncharacterized. The transcript has 2 exons. The coding region runs from base 617 to 1885 and encodes 422 amino acids. Gene Ontology annotation, molecular function: protein binding. The record is from RefSeq and is a predicted model, not a curated record. Lineage: Eukaryota; Metazoa; Arthropoda; Insecta; Diptera; Culicidae.
GCGGUGCAAACAGCAGUCAUAAAAUCGAUGUGAGUGAAUCCAUCGUUGCGGGUGCCUGAGUAGGUUCUGGCAGUCUUGUGACUAUAGUUUGGCUGUCCAUCAGUAUUUAGACGUGGAACAAACUCCGUUUUCCUUACGGGCUAGAACGUACCGUCCGCAACGUUUUGUGCCAUUGAAUAUUGGUUACGCAAAUUCAUCAUGCUUCAUUUUUCGUGGAGCGUAAUCUCUGUGAUACUUACAAGAAGGAAUCAGAGAGGGCGUUGAUAAUCAACAUCGCGACUCCUCACUUCGCCAAGAAUUGUUUAUGCUCAAAUGUGUACUGUGAACAAAAAUUAUCCGCGACAAAAGGAAUAACAAAAGCCUACAUACAAUGAAUACAGUGGCAAUGGUGUGACAACGGAACGAGUGUUUCUUGGUAGUGCAGCGAGAAAAUAUUACAUAAUAAAUGUGUUGCUUUGCGUAUUGCGUCCAUUCACAGCUUGCGAACAUUUAGAUUCAAUAGUUCUACCGCCGUAAUUGCAGUUAAAUUUGUGUUAUAUUGUAAUACGGAAAACGGACAACGAAUCAUCAGAAUUUGAAGUAAAAACAAGGCCUUUGGUCUCGACGCUGAUAAAAUAUGAGCUCAAAGGUAGCAUCAGCCCCGACCAUGGCGAAAGAACUACCAACUGAUUUUGGCCAACGAUUCAACGAGCUGCGCAAAAAGAAACAUCUAGUCGAUUGCUCCUUCCGCGUGGGCGAAGACGUUUACCACUGUCACAAGCUUAUCCUCUCGGCGGCCAGUCCUGUUUUUGAAACUAUGUUCUAUGGAGCAUUAGCCGAAAAGCAGACGGUUAAGAUAGCAGAUAUCAAGUCUAGGGUAUUUGAACGUAUGCUGGAGUACAUCUACGUAGGGUCUAUAGACUUCGACGGGAUACAGAAUAUUGAAGAGCUGCUUGAGUUGUACUAUUGUGCGGAAAAGUAUAUGAUUGAUAGUUUGCACGAGAAGUGUGUUAGCUAUUUCGGAAAGAAUAUUAACCCGAAUAAUGUGCUGAAAAUACUCGAUAUAGCGUACCGGAUGAAUUUGGAUGAUAUUAUAUAUUCGUGCAUGUGCGUGUUGAAACACUUUUUUUCGUCUGGAAUGAGCUUGAGCAACAUCAUUCUGGAGAGAAAUCAUCAUCUGUCCAAAAACUGUGUUGAUCUUAUCUUGGAAGAUAAUUUCGAAGUAAAGGACAAUAUCAUCUGUAUGAUACGAGCCUGGUGUAUUACGGAAUGCGAGCAAAAUCGGCUGAAAAUCAACAGAGACAGCAUGAAAACAGUUCUGCAGGAUAUUGAGCUACCAGACACACUGAAGGACACGAUUGCUGGAUGUAGCUUUACCAAGUUUACGCCUAUCGUAGGCGACAAAUCGGGCUGGAUACCAGUACAGCGCAUCCACUACAAAGCUGUUCGUCCUUUGAUUAUUGGUGACGAGAUGGACUUUGAAGCAAACAUAACCACCAAUCGGUUUAUUGUGAUAAAAUCGUUAAACAUAAACAGCCGGCUGCUGCCACAACUGAAGGUUUUCGAUGUGCGGCAAGAAACGUACACCGAAAAGCUGACGGUUGAAAUAUCUGCCAAGUAUAGCAACGAUCGGCAGAAGAUUUAUCAAAAAGAGCACCUGAUCUAUGGUGUAGCAUUUAACGAUAGCCUGCAAGUGAGCUUGACCGAACAAAUCGUCUUCUUCCCGGAUGUUACAUACAUUGUCAGACUGAAAUGGGACGCCAACAGUCUGGGGUACGAAUAUCCGCGUUCUAUACUUGCUACGUAUGGCAAGUGUAAGCAAUUGCUGGUAAAUUUUAGUGAAAAUAUUUAUCUUCAAAGCUCCGGCAGUAUACUGAAUGGAAUAAUUUGCGAUCUGUACAAGUAAUUUGAGACACUGUCACAGACAGCACAAUGCGCCAGCGGCCCAACUCUGCGGCGAAAGUACUGAACAAAAAUGA